This is a messenger RNA of Penicillium soppii, 1437 nucleotides long. RefSeq lists its product as uncharacterized. The record is from RefSeq and is a predicted model, not a curated record. NCBI's taxonomy places the organism in Eukaryota, Fungi, Ascomycota, Eurotiomycetes, Eurotiales, Aspergillaceae. The coding region runs from base 1 to 1437 and encodes 478 amino acids. Gene Ontology annotation, biological process: transmembrane transport. The transcript has 5 exons. Gene Ontology annotation, molecular function: transmembrane transporter activity.
AUGUUUCGAAAUCGCGUCGAAGAGCAGCAUGACGCGCCAUGGGGUCAUCGCUGGCGAUCAUCCGAUACUUUUAUUAUAAGUACGAUGAGUCUGGCAUUGUUCACUGAUGAACUGCUUUUUGCCUUCAUGAUACCUUUGCUACCUACUUUGCUGGAGCAUCGAAUCGGUUUAGACCCAUCUCUUACCCAGAGGUACACAUCCAUCUUUCUUAUGGAAGGAGCAUUUGUUUCUAUAGUCUCGAGUCCAGUCAUUGGGGCGAUAGCCGACGCGAUCUCCAACAAAAAGACGCUCUUACUGACCCUCCUUAUACUGGCUUUGAUCAGUACGGCUUGCUUAUCACUCACAACCCAGUUGGUGUGGCUGUUUGUUGGUCGACUCUUCCAAUGUAUCACUAGCAAUGCAUUGUGGAUUAUAGGAAUGGCAACUAUGGCUGAGAAUCUUGGAACAGAGCACAUGGGCAAGAUCGCCGGUCUCACUUCCACACUCACAGCUGCAGGCACCACCGCCGGGCCGGUACUCGCAGGUCUAUUGUUUGAAGCGGGAGGGUACUGGUGCGCGUGGGCAGGCGCGGCUGCGUUUCUCCUGGUGGAUAUCAUAAUGCGUCUCUUCAUGAUAGAAAAAACUGUCAAACUUCGGCGAGCAGUGGAGGUCCAGGAGAGAGAGCCUUUGCUACAAAAUGGCUCGCCCACCGUCGCCGGAGAACAGUCCAAUCGGUCAAUUCCUUCGGAGCUGAAGGGAUGGCGUUUCCACAUUUGCCUGCUCCGCGAACCGCGUUUCUCUGCGGGGAUUUUCUGCGCUUACGUUUUCGCCGUACUGAUUGGCUGUUUCGAAAGUACUCUGGCAGUACAUGUGCGAAGUGCAUUUGGAUGGAGAGCCCUUCAUGUGGGAUUGCUAUUCACCUUAAUCCAGGGCCCUGGCAUGAUGUUGGCAGCUCCAGUCGGCUGGAUGAAAGACCGGAUAGGAUCGCGAACUCCGACGGCGGUGGGAUUCUUUGCCUUGGUGCCCUUUGUCGUAGUCUUGGGUAUUCCUGGUGACAAUCUCUUCUCAUGGGCAAAAGAUGAAGCUUUGGAAAAGAUCGUCUACGUGGGUUGCAUGGCAGCUAUCGGAUGUUUGUUGUCCCUCCUGAACGGGGCAGGCUCUAUUGAGGCAACUGAAGUGAUUGAUAAACUUGAAGCGCGUGAACCCGGUAAAUUUGGUCCCAAUGGGGGCUAUUCUCGCGCCAUAGCUGUGACUAGCAUGACCUGGAUGACUGGGUUGAUGACCGGUCCUCUUUUGGCGGAGAUCGUGGUCGGAACCUUCGGAUACUUCGAGCUGCAAUGUUGUCUUGGGUCCCGUUUACUGAUCGUUCUAGGGGUCAUAUGCUUGAUAGCAGGUGGCGUCGCUCUGUUCUUCUUGGGCUCCCGCAGCCCGAAGUCUGUAGAGCAGCUAAGUGUGUGA